Molecule: messenger RNA, 2023 nt
Organism: Oryza sativa Japonica Group (Japanese rice)
Lineage: Eukaryota; Viridiplantae; Streptophyta; Magnoliopsida; Poales; Poaceae
Source: RefSeq, a predicted model, not a curated record
AGAUCAAUUGGCAAACGGCGACGGCGGCGGCGACCUGGUGGCCGGUUGGCACCUUGUCGAUUUCCUUCCUCCCUACCUUCCUUCUCCCUCUAUCUUCUCCAUCUUCCACCACUUGUAUCCCCUUAGUUCAUCCUCCUUCCACCUCUAUUUAUUGGAGUAUGGUUGCUAUUGUAUUGGAUGCUUGCAUAUUUGAGUGGAAUUGAGAUCAGAGGUUGGGGUUCCUAACAAAUUGGUAUCAGAGCUACUCGGUUCGUGGGAUUUCUUGUCAUUGAGGUCUUGGGAAGGCAGCAGUGCAAGGUGGAAGAAGAAUUGGGCAAGGGAGGUGUUCAAGAAUCUAGCGCACACAACCUGUUCGACAGACUGACAAGCCAACAUAAGGUGUUCAAGGAUGAUGAAAGGAUAGCAGAGCCUGUUCCCAUCAAGUCCACCAUGAACAAGGAGGGAAUAUCCAUGGACGAAGCUUUAGAUCGGAUUCUUGAGAGGUUUGAGUUGAUGGAGGCCAACCGUAGACAAGAGGAGAAGUUCAAUCAAAUACUACAAAAGCUGGAGGAGGUAGAGGCUCGUAGGAGCAAGGCUGCCGAGGAGACAAUUGCAUCCAUCAGGGCAACCACCGCUGUCCUCAAGGCUACAUCACCUAUAGCACCCAUGGCACCACCUACUCCAGCGUGUACCAAGUGUUUGACAGAAUGCCCCAACAACAACCUCACUUGGGCGACGGUGAGCUCAAGUCACAUUAGUGAGGAUACUGCUCCAACAGUUGCCUGGGAGCUAGGAGACAACAAGGACAAGGGCCACGCCCCCUGCGUCGUCACAAAGGACUCACUCGAGGUCACGCCCACCAUGUGUUCGACGAAAUGCUCCGGUCCUACCGUUGAGCCUGAUCUCACUGUGGCUGUAGUGGUUACGUCCGCCACCACUGCCGCGGCCUCUAUGGAGUUGGUAGCUACUGGGAACACAAUCGGUGCCACUUACAUCAACAAUCUUGACCACCCCAAGGUGACGCACGCCAAGUGUUUGAUGUUGGACCUUGGCUCCAAUAGUGGCGACAACCAAACCAUGGUCACGUUCCAGACCUUAGUGGACAUGACUAAAGGCGUUUUUGCACCUGAUGCAACAAUUGAAGUCAGCUCACCAAGGAAGAUCGCUGAAAUGGACUUGGUCAUAGUGAUGCCUACAGGGUGUUCAAUGCUAUUCUUUGACAAAGGUGCCAGUGAGUUGCUGCCUGUAAGGAGACAUGUUAUGUGGCAAUUGUUAUUGGAGCAGUGCAAGUGAAACCCUUGGUCGCCUCCUAACUCAGUUUAUCAAGUUAAUGGAAUAUGGGAGUUGUGGCAUGUGCCCUGGAUAGACUUCAACUAUUUUAGAACAAGAUUAUGUUUGAUGCCACCUUAGCCACCAUCGACUCAAAUUGGAACCAUAAUGCUUUGGCUGGUGGCAAACUCAUGGUUGAGAAUAGUAGAGCUGAAACCGUGGCCUGACCCACAAUCAAGUCAAUGUAGCAUAGGCGGGAGGUGGACUGAACUGAAAGUUCCAUGGUCAGCACUUGAUUGUGAAUGUUCUAUGGGAGAUGAUCUUUGCAGUGCAAAUUGCAUAAGAAACGAAGCACUUUCUGUUACAUUAUCUUGUGCACCUAAAGGAGAUUUAAAUCAUAAAAAAAUUGAUGGAUCUCAGAAGGAUACCUUGGUGGCAUUACUUAUUGUAAUGACCCUAAAAUUUUAAUUUGCUUCGCCGCGCUGUUGGCAACCUAGUUGAGCUCACUGUGUUGAGCUGAACGACUAGUUGUGUCACACGAUUGGCUUGGAUUUUUUUUUUUGCGUUAGAGGAUCGAUUCAUAUGCAUAUAUCACAGUUGAAACACAAAUUAGACACAUAAGUAAAUUCUUUAUUUCUUCACAUAUACAUUAUACAGUGUUGUUGCAUACAUCAAAUGCAUCUCAUACAUUAUUCGUCUAAAAUAGAAAUAGUGAAAAUUAAAUAAAAAUGUUGGUGUGAUCUGUGACCACACCUAAUUGCUUUAGGAGAUUUCA